Nicotiana attenuata is the source of this 2949-nucleotide messenger RNA. RefSeq names its product ABC transporter A family member 7-like. Gene Ontology annotation, biological process: lipid transport; transmembrane transport. The record is from RefSeq and is a predicted model, not a curated record. Gene Ontology annotation, molecular function: lipid carrier activity; ATP hydrolysis activity; ATP binding. Bases 135 to 2816 code for a protein of 893 amino acids. NCBI's taxonomy places the organism in Eukaryota, Viridiplantae, Streptophyta, Magnoliopsida, Solanales, Solanaceae. The transcript has 19 exons. Gene Ontology annotation, cellular component: membrane; intracellular membrane-bounded organelle.
UGGCAUAAGCUCAUAGUCAUCGGUAAAGUCGAACAUGCACUUAGUUGCACCAAUGUGAAGUAAAAGGGACAUCCCAAUUCCCAGCUCUUCUCUUGUAUUUAUUCGGAUUCGGAAACAGUAACGUUUUUUCAUCAAUGGCUCACUUUUUGAACCAAGCUAAUGCUUUGUUCCGCAAAAACCUCAUAUACCAUAGAAGGCAUGUGAAGUCACACUUGAAGGUGAUUUUGUUCCCAGCACUUCUCUUUAUAUUGUUAGGCGUUUUACAAAGCUACGGCAACAAAGCUAAAAGAGAGAAACAAGGCCCCUCCAUUCCCGAUGAAUUUCCUCCUUUAUUGCAAAUCCCUUCUCCCCAAUUUCGUGCCGUGAAGACCGAUUCAUUGCCUUUUUCUGGCUUGCCUGAUGCGUCUUGCAGAGAAACUGGUUCAUGUCCUGCAACAGUACUUAUCACAGGGAACAACAGAACCCUAGGAGAAAGUGUGGCUGGGAAUCUGUUCAAUGAUUCUCCUGAACCAAAUUCAACUUCUGAUUUUGAAACUAUUGCCAAUGGCGUUUUCGGAACAAACACCAGCUAUUAUUCGUCAUAUGUCCCGAACUUACUGUUUCAUGUUCGACCUCAAUGUUCUGCUGCAAUACCUUCGCUCUCCAAAAACUCCACAACAGAAGGACUGCAACUUGAGGUCAUAUGCGUGGAAGGUUUAAAUUUGUGGCGCAAUACCUCUGCGGAGAUUAAUGAUGAGCUAUUCAAAGGAUUCAGAGAAGGAAAUACAGAGGGGAAACUAAACGAAGUUUUGGCAGCUUAUGAUUUCUUGGAUACAAGUGGAGAGAACUUCAACGUCAACAUUCAAUACAAUUCUACUUAUGAGGAAUUUCAUCUAGGUGAUGAACCUCAAUUGUUGAAAAUACCCCGUGCUGAGAAUAUGGUAACGAAUGCCUAUCUCCAAUUUUUACGUGGUCCCUCUACGAAGAUGGUUCUAGAUUUUGUAGCUGAGAUGCCAAUUCCUGGUGGCUUCCGAAGGCCAGAUGACAUAUCUACGUUUCUCAAUAUUGUUUUUUUUACAUGGGUCAUUCUACAAAUAUUUCCGGUUAUAUUAUCAUCUCUGGUUUACGAGAAGCAACAGAAGUUACGGAUCAUGAUGAAGAUGCAUGGCCUUGGAGAUGUUCCUUAUUGGAUGAUUACUUACGCGUAUUUUCUUGUCAUAUCUUUGAUCUACAUGUGCUGUUAUUUUGGAUUUGGUGUAUUGACAGGGUUAACGAUUUUCAAGCUGAAUUCAUAUGGUGUCCAGUGCAUCUUUUACUUUGUCUUCACAAACCUGCAAAUCUCCAUGGCCUUUCUAUUAGCUGCAGUAUUCUCAAAUCUGAAGACUGCCUCAGUUGUUGCCUAUACAAUUGUCUUUGGGACGGGGAUCUUGGCUUUUCUCCUUUUCCAGCCCCUAGUUGAUGAUGUAUCAUUUCCUCGUGGUUGGAUAAUUUUCAUGGAAUUAUACCCUGGAUUUUCUCUUUAUCGAGGGUUAUAUGAGUUGUCCCAGUAUGCCCGAGGGGGAUUCAGGCUAGGGACUUAUGGGAUGUCCUGGGAGUAUCUUAGUAACAGCAAUAAUGGCAUGAGAGAGGUUCUGAUUAUCAUGUCAAUGGAGUGGGUGGUAUUUCUGAUUGUUUCCUAUUACCUUGACCAAGUUAUAUCAUCUGGAAGUGGAAACCGUAGGAGUCUUUUGUUCUUCUUGCCAAAUUCUCAAAAGAAGCAUUCACCAUCAUUGGAGAAACCUUCUUUUCAGAGCGCGGAAUCUAGAGUUCAAAUUGAAGACAAUGACGUUUCUGAAGAGAGAGAGAAGGUUGAACAGUUGCUAGAAAAGCCACAUUCGAAUUAUUCUGCCAUUUGCUACAACCUCAAAAAGAUAUAUCCAGGAAAGGAUGGGAACCCUGAUAAAAUUGCAGUUAAAGGAUUAACUCUCGCAUUACCGCGUGGGGAAUGCUUUGGCAUGCUUGGUCCAAAUGGUGCAGGCAAAACUACUUUUAUUGGCAUGAUGACUGGGCUCUUGGAGCCAAGCUCUGGUAGUGCCUAUGUUGAGGGUUUAGAUUUGCGGACUCAAAUGAACGAAAUAUAUGGUAGCAUGGGUGUGUGUCCACAACAUGACUUGCUCUGGGAUACCCUAACAGGAAGGGAACACUUACUCUUUUAUGGAAGACUGAAAAAUCUCAAGGGUGCUGCUUUAAGCCAAGCAGUGGAGGAAUCUCUUAAAAGCUUUAAUCUUUCCCAAGGAGGAGUUGCUGACAGAUUAGCAAAAAAAUAUAGUGGUGGUAUGAGGAGAAGACUCAGUGUAGCCAUUUCAUUGAUUGGGGACCCUAAAAUUGUCUAUAUGGAUGAGCCCAGCACCGGACUUGAUCCUGCUUCACGUAAAAUGUUGUGGGAUGUCGUGAAGCAUGCAAAGCAAGAUAGAGCAAUCAUUCUCACCACACACUCGAUGGAUGAGGCAGAAUAUCUUUGUGAUAGGAUAGGUAUCUUUGUGGAUGGAAACUUCCAGUGCUUGGGAACUACAGAUGAGUUAAAGGCUAGGUAUGGGGGAUCCUACAUGUUCAGCAUGACUACAUCACCCGAAAAUGGAAGUGAAGUGGAAGACUUAGUGAAACAUCUAUCUCCAAAUGCGAAGAAGACAUAUCAUUUGUAUGGAACUCAGAAAUUUGAGCUGCCAAAGGAUGAGGUGAAAAUUUCAGAUGUGUUCCUAACAGUUAGACAAGCAAAGGAGAGAUUUCCAGUCCAGUCUUGGGGUUUGGCUGACACAACACUGGAGGAUGUCUUCAUCAAGGUGGCAACUGAGGCAUAGUGAUUUACAGUUCUACUAAUAAUCUUAAAGCAUAAUGUUAUAUAGGUCAAUUACAACUCCUAGGGGUCUAGCUGAUUUGGCAUUUGGAGGAUCUGGUAGUUGAAUAUGAGGUGGUAUUGGCAUGUGUUGCGAG